Molecule: messenger RNA, 3067 nt
Organism: Hemibagrus wyckioides
Lineage: Eukaryota; Metazoa; Chordata; Actinopteri; Siluriformes; Bagridae
Exons: 4
Coding region: 798-1193 (131 amino acids)
Source: RefSeq, a predicted model, not a curated record
GAUUCUUGUCUGUGUUUGCAGUUUAGCUUGUUUCAACAUCUCUUGCUCUCUUUUCACAAGCCACUUGGUUUUGGGCUUCAAAGUGUCUGUGUUCAUUCCUUCUGUUGAUGGUACAUUGGAUGCAGUGCUCGUGAGUGUGAAGCGUGUACGUCACAAAAAAACGUCAGACGCGGAACCCGGAAGUUUCCACCAUCGAAUUGAGCUGGGGUGAAAUGAUAUCUGUCACGCAACCUGCUUUCGAGGCCGUUCAGUUAAGUGCUUUUGUAUCAGGGUUUAUUUUUCUAAGCAGUUAGGUUUAUUAAAGUGCUUAGCAAAUCAAGUUUAUCUUGUGGUGAAAGGGGAAUACAAUAGUCACCAGGCACUGCGUGCGUGUCUGUAUUGACCUGUUGGUGUGUCUGAUAAAGACACUCAGUGUGUGAGGUUUGGUCUACAGAUGGAGCAGGCUUGAGUGUGUUCGUUUAUCAUAGCCUUAAACGUGGAUUCAGAAAGUGAAACAAGUUUAAACACAAUAGUCAAAGCAGUUUUUAUCUAGCUAUCCUGGGCAGUAAGCGUUAUUAAACUGACUCAGACACAUCAUCACAUUACACCAGGUAUAUGGAUUAUCUAGCUAUCAGUAUUGACUGAUAUCGACUGACCUAUUUUCAGUCGACUUUACGUUUAUUAUAGGAAGUGAAUAUGUGUGGUUAGUUGCCUGAUUAUAUAGUCAGAGAGGUACAGCUCUCCUCGAGUGAACAGCACUGACCGGUGGAGCUGUUGUGACCCACAGCCCCCCUCCUUCCUCACGGACUGACUCUCUAAUGCACGGCUUACCCAUGCUACCAGAAAGCAGAAAACGGCGUCAUAGCUGUGAUGCUGAGGAAGAGCAACUUCUGCCGCAAGCUAAGAGGUUUCCAGGUCAUCCUUUCUUUUCUGAACUAGCUCAUGAUGCUUGGGACUUUGAGUCUUCCAGUAGUGACAGCAGUUGCGUUAGCAGCCCCGAAAAGCUGACAGGAGCUGGCUCCAUCCACCAGUCUCCACGAAGAAAUGGAAAGUGCAUCUUGGAGGAUUCCUGUAGCCCUGGCACCUCAGGGCAGUUUGGUGAAGAGGUGGCCUUACAGUGCAAAUCUGAUGACUCAUAUGAUCAUAUCAACCGCAUCCUUAGAGAAGCCCACUUCAACAGUCUGAAAACUCGUGGCCAGCCAGGAGCAACUUGAUCACCACUGAUUGAUUACCCAAACAUCUGGCAUCUGAUGGCACUACACAGGGAAUCUUUUACAUCAAUGGCACAACGUGGAUCUCUCUUCACUUUGGCUCAAUUGCAUUGGUACCCAUAUUUACAGCACUUUUUCAUUGUCAUUGUCAGGUUUCGUUUUAGAUCUCUACUUGGGUGCUAUAACAUAAAAGAAAUCUCAGACAGCAUGCUAUGUGAUUGUUACAUGUAAAUCGCUAUUGCUUAUCCUGGCAGAUGUACAUGGUGCUACAUACUAAAUAAUCCAGUCAUACAAGGUUAGCGUGCCACAUGGUGUGGGUUGUUGAUGUACUUUGUGAUGAGUAGUGAGAUAAGUGGAAAAGGUGCACAUAGAAUUUUUCUUUCUCUAAUUCAUCUUCUUCCUACAGACCUCUGGGAUCACACAGAUGGCUUAAAUGGGGAAUGAAUUAACAGUAGUUUUUUUUUAAUCUAUAUACAUAGUACCUGAGGGUCAUUUCUUUUUGUUUCUAUUUGAUUUGUAAUCACUGAAUUAGUUUAGUUCUAUCUUGUAUAUUUAAAAAAGCAAUUCAGGCUUUGUGAUUUCUUUGCUGUGUGCCAUUAGGUCAAAUUGCUGGCAAGUUGCUAACUAUAGUACAGAUAUGUGCCAGACAAGUAUAUAAUUACCUUCAGUCAUUUUCUUUUUCAAUCUGCCUGUUGCUUAGUGCACACUAUUUAUUUCACUUUUGGACUUAACUUUAGCAGAAUGUCUGUAUUUAAUUAUUGGAUUAUUGUUUAACUCAGGUAUGCUGUAAUGUACCGUUCUUCAUGCACUUUUAUUAGUGAAGGUAACAAGAAAUUCCUUGACUUAAUUGUCAUCAGAUCGAGAUGACAAUGUAAUUUUAACUCCCAGAAUAUUUUGCAGAGCCUAAGAACAGUCAUUUCCUGACUGCUUUUUCUGCGUAUGAUUCAGCCGUUUCAAAGGAACACAGGAAGACACCAUGGCCUAAAAUUAGUCUUCUACUAAAAUAGCAGCCUAGGGCUGUAGUACCACCACCUCUUAGUCAGACAAGGUAUGGGAUAGUUUUUAAUAUCUUUCCACACAUGCAUAACAACAUGGUCCCCCCCCCCCCAUCUGUUUUUCAUUCUGCCUUCCAGCUAAAUAAUGGACAAUUACCAGAAAGUGCUACAUCUUGAUCAUCCCAGAGUCUGUAAUCUCGUAUGUAUGUAGGAUCACAUUGUGUAUGUGUUCAGAGGACAUACUCACGCUUCCAAAUGAACUGUUCUUUUGAGAGUCUGUCCUUGUAAAAUAAGGGUGCUGAUAUAGCCGUUAACUUGCACGGACACACUGCAGUACAUCCAUGUGAAGGACCAGUGCUUCUCGGGGGUUGCAGGUGACGGUUUUUUGCAAAAAGUCCACAUGCCUAUAUAAUUAAAAGUAUAUUCUUGAGAAUGACUUUUCCUCUGAUAUUAAAUGACACGUGUGCAAAGGUCUCUUAAUGCUACACGAAUGUUCGUGCACCUGACCUUCAUGCGCAUAUGCUAUAUUGCCAAAGGUUUUGGGACACCCCUCCAAAUCAUUGAAUUCAGGGGUUGGGCUUGGCCCCUUAGUGCCAGUGAAAGGAACUCUUAAUGCUUCAGCAUACCAAGACAUUUUAGACAAUUUCAUGCUCCAACUUUGUGGGAAUAGUUUGGGGAUGACCCCUUCCUGUUCUAACAUGACCAGUGCACAAAGCAAGGUCCAUAAAGACAUGAAUGAGAUGGAAGUAAGAGGCCAAGCCCAACACCUGAAUUCAAUAAGAGUUGGAGGAGUGUUCCAAAACCUUUGGCAAUAUAGUGUAUGUCCAUUAUGUGCUUUUUGAUCAUCUCAUUCCAGAGGCCAAAAAAAAAAAAAAAAAAACC